Daldinia childiae is the source of this 1515-nucleotide messenger RNA. RefSeq lists its product as uncharacterized. Gene Ontology annotation, biological process: transmembrane transport. The record is from RefSeq and is a predicted model, not a curated record. Bases 1 to 1515 code for a protein of 504 amino acids. Gene Ontology annotation, molecular function: transmembrane transporter activity. Gene Ontology annotation, cellular component: membrane. Lineage: Eukaryota; Fungi; Ascomycota; Sordariomycetes; Xylariales; Hypoxylaceae. The transcript is spliced from 6 exons.
AUGGAGAAACUCAACGAAGAGGUUCAACACCUAGGAGAAGCAAUUGCGGAUGAGCCAAGGAACUGCAGUGUUGAUGAUGAGCAGGCCGUCUUGUUUAGACAGUUUUCAGCAGCGAGCUUGGAUUGGCAUCGUGAGAUAACGAAGAGGCUUACUAAGAAAGUCGACCUUCAUCUGCUUCCGAUGCUGAUGUUGAUGUAUAUGCUCAACUUCCUUGAUCGAAACAACCUUUCACAAGCCCGUCUUGGGACGUUAGAAGAUGACCUUGGCAUGACGGGCACAGACUUCAACCUCGCAACGAGCAUCCUGUUCGUCGGAUACAUCCUCAUGCAGCUUCCAUCAAAUCUUCUGAUAACCCGAGUGUCGCCCUCUGUCUAUCUAGGGGUAGCUAUGACGAUCUGGGGAGCUAUAUCUGCGGCUCAGGCGGCGACUCGCACGUUUGCUUCUCUAGUCAUCUGUCGGUUUUUUCUUGGCUUUGCGGAAGCGCCAUUCUUCCCAGGUGCAAUCUUCCUAAUGUCAAGUUGGUACACUCGGCCCGAGUUGGCCCUUAGGAUCGCAUGGUUCUACUGCGGGCACUCGGUGGCGAACGCUUUUGGAGGUCUCUUAGGCGCUGGGGUUCUGGGAAAUUUGAACGGCGCCCAUGGCAUCGCUGGAUGGCGAUGGCUUUUCAUAAUCGAGGGUAGCAUAACGGUAUUUUCUGCCAUCUGCUCGGCCUUCAUUUUGCCAAACUACCCAGCUACGACGAAAUGGCUAUCUCCAGAAGAACGCGCGUACGCGCAGUGGAGGCUUGUCAAAGACGCGGGAGAGGUGGAUGUGGCCGACGCCUCAUCCAUCAAAGAAGGGGUAAUGCUGGCACUGCGCGACCCACGCCUCUACCUAUUCACAUUGCUGCAGCAUGCGUCACUCCUUUCUCAGACCUUUCAAUAUUUUUUCCCAACCAUCCUGCAGACUUUAGGAUACGGCAACAUCGAGACCCUGCUCCUAACCGUACCCGUCUGGGUAGUAUGCUUCUUGGUUUCCUUGGUCGUGACGUAUACAUCCGGGCGCUUCGCAGACCGCAGCAUUCAUAUUAUAUGCUUGAUACUGAUUUCUGUCGCGGGCAACAUUAUUGUAGUGGCCACGCUCAACAAUGCAGUUCGUUUCUUCGCUUUAUUCCUCUUGCCGAUGGGUGCGGUUCCUGCUUAUCAGAUCCUUCUCGCCUGGGUAGCUAACAGUUUUCCACGCCCUCUGGUCAAGCGCAGCGCCUGCAUUUCCUUCGCCAACAUGAUCGGAAACUCGGCCAAUAUCUAUGGCACUUACAUGUAUCCAUCCAGCGACGGGCCUCGAUACCUUGCUGGUGGAAGCGCCACAGCAGCCGACGCGCUCCUUGUUGCCGUCUUAGCUAUUAUCGCGAGGCUUGUGUUGCAGAGACAAAACAGGAAAUUGGCUGCCCGCGAGGCCUCCGAGUCGGACGAGCUCCAAGCGCAGUCCGAUAACCCAAAUACAACUACUCCAGCUGGCUUCAGGUAUAUACUCUAG